This is a messenger RNA of Lutra lutra (Eurasian river otter), 1494 nucleotides long. It is a transcript of the gene SLA2, whose product is annotated as Src like adaptor 2. The record is from RefSeq and is a predicted model, not a curated record. NCBI's taxonomy places the organism in Eukaryota, Metazoa, Chordata, Mammalia, Carnivora, Mustelidae. The transcript is spliced from 8 exons. The coding region runs from base 414 to 1244 and encodes 276 amino acids. Gene Ontology annotation, molecular function: protein binding.
ACCACAGAGCCUGCAGGUGUGAGCUGGGAGCCCCGAGGACGCUAUGACAAAGCUGAAAGAGCCCUGGGCCUUCUUCCCUGGCCUGACUGUGCUUGGGAGGGCUGUCCAGUGUUGUGGGAGUCCCUAAGGAGCACCAGUCUCCUGUCUCAUCCCAGGUCUACAAACUGCUGACCACAGCAGAUGCAGAGCUACCCAAAGGGUUACCAAGAGCAUCUCCCUGAAGAGUCUCCCAGGCUGAGAGGAUUCUGGGUGUCCUAGGACUAAGGACUUUGGCAGAUGUUCCGAAGGGCCCUCCGAAGUCCUAACCUCUCCAACCAAAGCAUGCAUCUAAGCUGAGCCCCCGCCCCAAGCUUUGAUGACAGGAAAUCAAAUUUCUCUAAGCCAUGUACUUCCGAGUGUUCUGCUGAGGAACGAUGGGAGGUCAACCCAGCAGAGGGAAAACCCUGCCAAGCCCCAGCUCAAGCCCCUCUGUCCAAGAACCGGGCCCUGUGCCCAUGCAAGCAGAGAGAAGCAGGGCCACAGCUGUGGCCCUGGGCACCUUCCCGGUAGGCGAGCACACGGAGCUGUCACUGAGCCUGGGGGAUCCAUUGACUAUCAUCUCUGAAGAUGGAGACUGGUGGACAGUGGUAUCAGACGCUUCAGGCACAGAAUACAGCAUUCCCAACAGUCUCGUGGCCAGAAUCUCCCACAGGUGGCUGUAUGAGGGCCUGAGCCGGGAGAAAGCUGAGGAACUGCUGUUGCUGCCUGGAAACUCUGGAGGCGCCUUCCUCAUCCGGGAGAGCCAGACCAGGAGAGGUUGUUACUCCCUGUCAGUCCGCCUUAGCCGCCCUGCAUCGUGGGACCGGAUCAGACACUACAGGAUCCAUCGCCUUGAUAAUGGCUGGCUGUAUAUCUCACCACGCCUCACCUUCCCAUCACUCCAGGCCCUAGUGGAUCACUAUUCUGAGUUGGCAGAUGACAUCUGCUGCCUCCUCAAGGAACCCUGUACCCUGCGGAGGGCUGGCCCACAGCCUGGCAAGUCCAUACCCCUACCUGUGACUGUGCAGAGAGCACCACUCAAUUGGAAAGAGCUGGACAGCUCCCUCCUGUUCUCUGAAGCACCUACCCUAGGGGAGUCCCCUCUCCUCAGUGAGGGGCUCCGGGAGGCCAUCAGCUCUUACAUCAGCCUAACUGAUGACAGCUCCUUGGAUGAUGCCAUGGCCCAAAGCAGAGGCCAAAAGGGAAUCCAACGCUACAACACCUAGACCCCCAGCUCAGCUCAGCUCGAGCACUCUAGAGGCAAAUUCAGGGUCCCACUUGCAUUCUGUGCUCCUUUCUCUCUCGGCCCUAAGAAGUCACUUAACCCCCUCCCAGUGUCACAAAUCCACCUGCAACCUCUAAUUCAAGUACAGACCAGCUGAGAACAGGGACAGGGCUCCAAAGAGACGAAACCUCUGGGGUUUGACCCAGUUUGACCUGAGUUGGGAUUUCCAUCUUCCUCCCCUGCCUAUUGGA